Molecule: messenger RNA, 669 nt
Organism: Aspergillus mulundensis
Lineage: Eukaryota; Fungi; Ascomycota; Eurotiomycetes; Eurotiales; Aspergillaceae
Product: 3CxxC-type zinc finger protein
Exons: 1
Coding region: 1-669 (222 amino acids)
Source: RefSeq, a predicted model, not a curated record
AUGGAAUCGCGCCUCUCUCCUCGACCGUCAGCUCCUCCGACCACCCUCGAGGCCGAGGAAACACCACCAAGAACCACCGAGCCCACAACAAAGCGAUCGAGUCCUCGCAAGCCUAUACCUAAGCACUCCAUGUACCCUGAGCUCGACUCUAACGUCGCUAAACUCCUCGAACCUCACGGGCUGACGAUGACUUUCCACCCCAUUGACACCGACAAGAGCACAUUCAGCCGACACAAAACCAACGUCGUCGGCAGAUUCAAGUGCCCGAAUACCACCUGCGGCCACCACAAAUGGGAAAGCAAGAGCAUCGCACUCAGUAUCCGUCUGUACCCGGACAACCGGUACAACGCCCGCGUGUACCACCAGCGCUGCAGCGCCUGCAAGUGGAUCGUUCGGCCGGAGCUGGACGGGAGAGACGGGACCUAUGCGGAGCGCAUCGCGUACCGGCUUAAGAAAUGGAGCGGUGUGCAGGUUGAGCGCGUAUAUCGUGAUCCGAUGCCGCCGGGCCAUGCGCUGCAUCGCGCGAAGCUGUGUGAGGGGUGUAGGGCGGGGCGGUGCAAGUUCUUCAAGGAUAAGAGGAACGGGAGCAGGAAGGGUGGCGGGAAACGUGGAGAUGGAGGACAGGGGAAGGGGCGUGGGAAAGUCUGGGACACGGGCGUCUACCAUUAG